AUGCCACCUCGCCGCCGGCGCGGCUCCAAGUCGCAAAGCGUGUCAAGCGCCACCGCCGAUGCGAACGGUAUGCCACCACCAGCUGUCCCCGCCUCCAAGUCGCCAUCACCCGUCGCAACGCGCCACAAGCGCACCAAGUCGGCCACGAGCCCUCCUAAUUCCCCGAGACAGCUGGCGAAUGCGUUGACUACGCGCCCGAAAACCAGCGCAGAACAGCCUUCGAUCUUGAAUUUCAUCGCAGCUACUGCGAUCAGUCUGGCGUUGUCCACUGGCCUACGCUAUGCCGCCUCGACGUAUACAACCUUUGGAAGAGCCGAGCUUGCGGCCAUCUCAAGCCCCGCACACUCACAAGACCCGUACUACGUGGGCGGGCUACUGGUCUGGCGCAUCGUUGUCCUUGCAGUGUACUGGUUCCGCGGCUACGACGCCUACGACGUCGCGUCCCUCUCCAUUCUCACCGCCAUGCCCGUCGCCCUCCUCGAAGUAUUCUUCUACAAAAUCACCCCUUCCGUCCUCGCAAUCGACACACUUAGCGGCCUCAUCUCGUCCGCCGCGCCCUUCGCCCUCCUCCGCGCCGUUGCUCCGGCCCACCACCCCAGCGACAAAUCGACCAAGCACGCCGUGCGCAACCGCCCCAUCCUGACCGACCCCUACACGACGGCUUUCACGUCCCUCCUGGCCGCCACCAUCUUAGCCGUCCUGCUCGAGCUCGGCUUCGAGACCUUCCUGCCCACCUUCCUCAUCAGCAACUUCGAGCACAUCCGCACGCUGGAGCCCGCGCACCACGGCUCCGCGCAGCUGCCCAUCCUGCUCAUUACCCUGCUGCCCGCCGGCGUGGCUUGCAGGUCAUUCCUGUUCGCGCCAAGCACUUCUGCGCCGACCGGAGAGAUGGUCGAGCUGGAUACACGGACCGCCGGCCUGCUGGCUCAUGUCCAGUGGAAUGUCUGGGGGUGGUACUCGAGUCGGCAGAAGGAGCUGAUUGGGCGUGCCACCGUUCUGGCCGCGCUCAUGGCCGCGGAGACGAUGGUGCAGUGUACGGGCGCGCUGGAUGGCGUCGACCUGCCCGGUGCGGCCGGUUAUGCUGGCGUGUGGGUCUUUGGUGUCGCGGUCGUGACGGCCGUUUUGGACUGGGUUGGCAAGCCUAGCGAGUGA
Molecule: messenger RNA, 1152 nt
Organism: Cyphellophora europaea CBS 101466
Lineage: Eukaryota; Fungi; Ascomycota; Eurotiomycetes; Chaetothyriales; Cyphellophoraceae
Exons: 2
Coding region: 1-1152 (383 amino acids)
Source: RefSeq, a predicted model, not a curated record